AUGCUUUUAAAUUGGUGGCAUUCAGCCUUAGCUUUGCCUAUACAGGAAAAGCUUAUUCCAAUACAACCACUAAGAGAUGAACAAUUACUUCAUCUUUCUAUUGAAAAUAAGCAAAAUAUUGUUGGAUUAUUAUCGCCAACAUUCCUCGAUUUGUAUUUACCUUCACAGCCAAACUUGUUGUCCACUUUACUUAUUCUUCUAAUUAUCACAGUAUUAAGCAUGCUUUUAUUAUUUACAAUGUUAGCACGUAUUCGUUUUAGUCGCUUUUUUGAUACAACACAAACACAAAAAUUGGAUGAGGUAUUUAGAUAAAUAA
Meloidogyne enterolobii is the source of this 316-nucleotide messenger RNA. Lineage: Eukaryota; Metazoa; Nematoda; Chromadorea; Rhabditida; Meloidogynidae. The record is from the annotation of a GenBank genome assembly.